CCGCCUCGGAACUAACGGAAUAAACACGAAACACCGCAAACACUAAAAAACCCCAAACAGCGGCGCUCUGCGGGGUGACGUCACCCGCGGCGGCGGCCGUGACGACACGCCGGUCCGGUGAGCGCGCGCGAAAGCGGGAGCGUCCUCUUCUUCCUCGCGGUGAGGCUGAAAAGCGCCCAGUAAAACUCCACAAUCCGCAAACAUCCACCGAGCCAUGGCGGACCCGAAGGAUACACAAGAUGACCACGAGACGUCCACAGAUAACGUAGACGACGCCAACCACGACCCCCAUUUUGAGCCCAUCGUGUCGCUGCCUGAGCGCGAGGUCAAAACUCUGGAGGAAGAUGAAGAGGAGCUGUUCAAAAUGCGGGCGAAGCUGUACCGGUUUGCGAGCGAGAACGACCCGCCGGAGUGGAAGGAGCGCGGCACGGGCGAUGUCAAACUGCUGCGGCACAAAGAGAAAGGCACCAUCCGGCUCCUAAUGAGGAGAGACCGCACACUAAAGAUCUGUGCCAACCACCACAUCAUGCCGCUGAUGGAGCUGAAGCCGAACGCGGGCAGUGAUAGAGCCUGGGUGUGGAACACACACGCGGACUUCGCAGACGAGGAACCCAAACCGGAGCUGCUGGCCAUCCGCUUCCUCAACGCUGAGAAUGCACAGAAGUUCAAGGCGAAGUUUGACGAAUGCAAAGAGGAGGUCCGGAAAUCUCUGGAAGGCAGCGGCGACAGCGCAAACAAGGUGGCGGAGAAACUGGAGGAGCUUUCCGUAAAGGACGAGAAGACAAAGAGCUCCGAGGAGAAGAAAGAGAAAAGCGAGGGAGAGGAGAAGAAAGAGGAGAAAUGAGCCCGGUGACGGCGCUUCUCUUUGACCUGCAACACGUCUCCCUUUUCUACAAUAGACUCUAAAAAUUUGGACACUUUGUUUUUUUUUUUUUUUUUGAUUUGGUGUUUGUUACUUAUUUUUAUUUGUUUUCCUCCCGACAUCACAAGACCUUGAUGCCUCUUUAAAGUGUCCGUUUCUCAAUCAUCGAAAUGUUGCGUGGUUGUUCCUCCCUUCCACACCGACGCACCUCUCUUCCCGCUCCUCUGUGGGUUCUCCUGUCUUUUCUGGCCACUUUCUGACCCCCCACGUAUCACCAUGACCGUGCUGUAAGACGAGGCUUGUGCUAUUGAUCGAUUCCCACAUUGGGGAACUUUUUGUUUUUCCAUUAUUUUUUCUUUUGUACUCUAAGGUAGCAGCGUGAAAUCCAGCGUGUGGGUGAACUGUUUAAUGGGAUGAGGAAGCGGAUCGAGUGAGUGGGGCGUGAGCGGGUUUUGUAGCGAAUCUUUGACUUUAAGCCGUGGGGAAGGUGUCAGAGUUUUGGGUUUGGAGCAUUUUUAACGUGGCCUCUAUCCGCCGCGUCCACAGCGCUCGGUCACGGUAAGUAGAAAACCCACAGACUCCAGGCUUCUAAUAGAGGACAGUGGGCAGUUGCUGCCCAUUGGCUUCUGUUCUAAGUGUCUGAGCAGGUUUUCUGUCAGUCGUCUGUGGAUCGUGGCCGACCGGCGGUGGGUUAAAAACGGCUCUCCUUGAAAGUAAGACUAGUUUUGAGUGGAGUGAAAGAUUUCGGAGGGGUGAAAGUGCAUCUGCUCGUCGACCAGCCAUUUGAAGAAACUCAUAAAAUAAAUAAAUGAAACUAAACCGA
Pygocentrus nattereri (red-bellied piranha) is the source of this 1685-nucleotide messenger RNA. RefSeq names its product ran-specific GTPase-activating protein. The record is from RefSeq and is a predicted model, not a curated record. The coding region runs from base 215 to 844 and encodes 209 amino acids. Gene Ontology annotation, biological process: nucleocytoplasmic transport; positive regulation of mitotic centrosome separation. NCBI's taxonomy places the organism in Eukaryota, Metazoa, Chordata, Actinopteri, Characiformes, Serrasalmidae. Gene Ontology annotation, molecular function: GTPase activator activity. The transcript has 6 exons. Gene Ontology annotation, cellular component: nuclear pore; cytoplasm; centrosome.